Nematocida homosporus is the source of this 420-nucleotide messenger RNA. RefSeq lists its product as uncharacterized. Lineage: Eukaryota; Fungi; Microsporidia. The transcript has a single exon. The record is from RefSeq and is a predicted model, not a curated record. Bases 1 to 420 code for a protein of 139 amino acids.
AUGAUAGAUAUAAGCCUAAAGAACUUGUGGAAGUGGUGGUGCUACUUCUUUGUCUGUCUGGGUAUCGCAGGCCUGAUUAUUAAUCAAGUCAUGUGUCUGUAUGUGAGUCUAAAGGACCAAGAGAGCGCAAGUCAAAUGGAGAUGGAAUGGACAAGCUGUAAGAGCAGAGAGGGAAAUAAAGAAGGAGAACACGAAAGAGACGAAUCCCUGCCCCCAAUCCAAAGAAUAAAAGAGGAGGCACUAUUCGAUGCUAGAUCUUGGGACCUCCAUUCAGUGCUAAUAAGUCGAUUACAGGAGAUGCAGGUGCUAGAUAACCCAGCAGACCAUCUCUGGUCAGUCCUGCCCAGCCCCAAACCCAGCACAACGUUUGACGACACUUGUUUCGAUGCCAGCCCAAUUAAGUGGUUAGUAUUGGGUUAG